ACCACCAGGGCCGCGAUGGCCAUAUAGCCUCGGUUUAGCUUGCACCACAGUAAUUGUGGUUGGUGCUUUCUUGACGAAUAGGCAUGACUGUCAUUUGAAUUCCCAUAACCUUUGAUUAUACCCUGUCGCUUACUCCAGGUCGCUUACUACGGCACGCUCCUUAUCGCUGGUUGUCAGUUCUGACUUGUCGGCUUCGAAUGUCGUCAAAUGAGCAGUAGACUGUUGGUAGGCCGUACGCAGAUCAGCUUGUAACGAGGAUGGAUAACCUCGCCAUGGACGAGAGUAGGAACAUUCUCUUUCUAAUAGACGUCAAUCCAUUCCUCGCGACGCCAGCAAAGGCCGUUUCGAUCCAAGCCAGCGUCUUGAAGUGUCUCCUCUCCUUCCACCCCUCCUCGUCACUCCGAUGGGGUUACCACUUUUUCGACUCCAGCGUCAGCCCGUUACGAUCGGAGAACAAGAUUAAGAGGCUCCUUAAGAAAUGCGCCGGCUCGUAUGAUGCGGCGACCGAGACUACUGAGAGCAACCGCAGUCGCGCCGCUAAGGACAACGCGAACCGACCGAUCUUUCUUCCCGCGAAGGAGCAGGAUUUCUGCCGUCUGGCGCGUGAGCUACACGCGCUGGCACACGCCGCACGCGGUAGCGCCGGAUUACCCGGCGGCAUUCACGGCCCCAGCCGAGACACUCUAUUGUUAACUGCCGGGCCGUACAAAACGGACGAAGCCCCCCAGGAUACGGCGGCUCGUACGCACCAGGAAAACGCCAUGCGAGAACCUGGUUACCAAGUAAACCAAGGCAUUGCGAAGCCUGGCGACAACAUGGGCAACAUCUGGCGAACUCUGUCCGAUCUCGUGCAAGUGCGGUACACGUGGAGCCACUACCACGCCCGUAGCCCUCCGAGGACCACCCACGCCGUUACCAUCACUGCUACAGAGAGCCAUCGCCAUUCGCAUAAAAUGGGGUUACCGGGUGACGCUGAUGGUGGAAAACCUCUAGGCGGAGACGACCGUCUGGGUUUGGAUCCGGCACGUGUGAACCACGUGGUUUUAUUCACCAGCCUCUGCGGCGGAGGCUCCGCCAGCCCGGGUGUAGCAGCGCAAGCGGGAGACGGCGCUGAGGCGGCUGUAGCAGCGGGGAAGGCGGGGCGCGGCGGAGGGGAGUGGGCGGGUGCCGCCGGGGCGGCGAGGGUGCAGACGAUGUUGGCACCGCUGGGUAUUCAGGUCUCGUGGGUCGACGUGGGGCCAGCGGCGGAAUCGCAUUUGGAUGAGCCAGAAGGAGCCGACGCAGCAGCAGAUGCGCGUGCGCAUAAUCCUCGUGAUAAAAACGAGAGGAGCGGCUGUGUCACACAAGCAGAUGGCGCAGCGGCACGAGCGGCCAGGAACGAGGUGCUGAUGGCGGGAUGGUCGGUCAUGAGACUAAAGCCGUUUUACUCAGUAUCGGGGGGUACUACUUGUCCGUUAAUAUCUACUAUAUGGCAGGGGUUGAGCGGGGGAAGCGAGCCCUUAGCAGCAGCGAGGAUGCUGCUACCCUGCAGUGCGGGCGCAUCAGUAGGCCACGGUGAUCCCAAGGUUAGCGGUAGUGGGGGAAUCCACGGCCGACCGAGCGCAGGCGCGCAGACACGGUUGUCGAACAGCCAGAUACCUUGCUUUCUGCGCGUCUAUGCGGUGCCUGCUGCUGCUGCAGACGUGGCAGUGAACGCUGGCGGUUCUAGCAGGCGGGCUUAUAGCGAGUACGAAGGCGAAUACGGCGGGUCGGAUGGUACACUUUCAAGAGCGAGUAAGAUUCUUUCGGGCAGCAUAGAGCUGACCCUUCUAGACGUCCAACAGAGGACAGGAAACCUGCCAACUAGUGCAGCUGAGGGGGGGGAGUGUGGGACGGGGGCAGGUGUGAGUCAGGAGCCGUUCCUUCAGUACGUGCUUCUGGAAAGAAAGAGCAAAGUUUCCUCUGUAGCGGCUGCUUCUGCUGCUGCUUCUGCACCUGCUGCUGCUGCUGCUGCUGCUGCUGCUGCUGCUGGUGCUGGUGGUGCUGAUGGCUCAGCUGAUCCCGUGAAAAGGACUGAGACAGGGCUCUUUGGAGUUCUCCUAAACUUUCUAGAGCAGGAGGGGUUGGAAGCGCACGUGCAUGUGAGGAGCAAUCGGGUGUCGUGUGCGGGAAUCAUCGCGCCUUUCACUGGGCACGCAGCCGUGUUGAGAAUUAGAGACUGCCCCACCCUGCUGGCCCGGCAGCGGCGCAAGCCAGAGAGACCGCUAAGGAAGCCGGAAAGAGCUAGGCAGAGUCCCCCCCGGGGGUUCCAGGUGUCUGGUAAAGGCGGGAAGCAGAGGUACCAGGGGCGCCGUCAACAGGGUAACCAAGAACAGGGUUACCAGCAACAGGGCUACCAGCGGGGGAAGGAGAAGGAGCCUGAAGGGAAGGCAAGCACUGGGAGGAGACGGCAGGAGAAGGUGCCUGGAGGGAGGGAUGAGGUGAAAAGUGGGAGAGGGAGAAGGGCAGGGAAAGAGAAGGAGCAGUGUGGGGUGCGGAAAGGGGAGCAGGGUACAGAGGCUGUGAGCGGCAAUGGAAAUAUUGGGAAGGGGGAGCUUGGGAGAAAGAGAGGAGAGAAGCGAGGAUCAAGGGGGGUGAAUCACAGGGAGGGGACUCAUAGGGUAAAUUCUGGCCCAGGAGAGGAUGGGUGGGAAGGUGGGUUGCAGUUAGUGGUAUAUUCCCAGGCGGAUAGGCAGGAAACGUGGGGCGGGGCAGAGGGGCGGUAUGAGGGUUUGGAGGAGGGAGGGGGGGGAGGGAUGGAGGCGGAGGAGGAGGAGGAGGGGUCCACGGGCGAGUGUGAGGGAGAAGGGGAGAACGAAGAUGAGUUCGUUAUAGGAACACAGGCGUCGCAGGUCGCAGGGGAGGGGGGUGGGCGGCAAGCGGUGGCAGGGGCGGCAUGGGGAGGGGGUAACGGACAGGAGGAGGUGCAUGUUGGUGAGCGGGAGGGGAUGGAGUGGGGUUUAGGGUUCCAGAGGGAUGAGGGUUUUGGCAGGGAGCAUGUGGGUGAGGGGGGUGGGAGUGCUGACGUAUGUGAGACCAGGCGCAAAGGUUACAAUGACGAAGGUGACUGUAACGAAGGGGGGGCUGGAGGUUCGUUCAGGAGGCGUGAGUUGGGUGAAGGAACGGCUUGGGAUGAGGAGAGGGGGUAUGAGGAAAGGGGGUAUGAGGAGGCCGAGUUGGAGUUCCUUCUAAGCCAGCAAGAAACGGCCAACAACGAAUCUGGCAUGAUCCGCGAUGAUUCAGAGGAGAUUCGCAACGGCCCAGACAAGAUUCGCAGGAGAAAUCUAGGCGGGGAGGCGAGCUCUUUCUGGUUAUCUGGCGCCGAACGAGCGGAGUGUGGUGGGGACCACAUGACGCGGCUGAGAGCCGUGCUGACUCAUACCUGGGCAGGAGGGCGGGGGGAUCAGUCAAUGCUGCAGGGUGCGGUGGGAGGGGAAGAAAGAGGGCGAGGAGGACCGGGCUGGCAGAGCGUGUGGCUGACGUGUUGCAUGACGUGACAGCGGAUCUGUACAGUGCUGCCGCGGGAUUGGUGCGGGAGACA
Messenger RNA from Closterium sp. NIES-67, 3559 nucleotides. The record is from the annotation of a GenBank genome assembly. NCBI's taxonomy places the organism in Eukaryota, Viridiplantae, Streptophyta, Zygnematophyceae, Desmidiales, Closteriaceae.